UCCAUAAGUAACAGCGGUGGGCGGAGCUUAAUAACAUCUGGAUGAGAAACAUCUGGACUUGUGUGUGUGAGUGAGAACACAGUCGGUCUCCUCCUCUCUCUCUCGGCCGCAGAUGAUGGCCCGGUACCGGACACUUUGGACCGGGAUCCUCGUCCUCUUCACGGCCGGUGUCCUCACACACGUGCAGUCCUUCACACACCUGAACUCUAACCUGUGUAAGUGGUGUGAGUCGUCCAGUCCUGUGUGUGACCAGCACGUGUGCGUCACUAACUGCUCACUGUCGUCCUACUGCGCGGCCAUCGAGGAGAUCUGCAUCGCUAUAUGGAGGAAAACCAACGACACCAUGACGGUGCACACACUGUGUCACCUGCCCACUCUGCCACUAGAGGGCGUGGACCCUGACCUGCUGCUGAACUUCACCUCCAGAGAGUGUCACAUGAUCUCUGCAGAGGGCGGAGCCAUGAUGAUCUGUGGAUGUCAGGGAGAACACGAGUGUAACGACAGACUGAUCUUCAACAAGGGAGCCAACGGUUUCUUUAAGCUGCAGAGUAAAGACGUGAUCCCGGUGGUCGUAGUCAGUUUGGUCCCUCCCCUCCUCGUCGCCAUCGUCGCCACCGGCGCCUUCUACUUCUACCGCACGCACCGACCUCACAAACCCGGCACUCCUGCACGUCCUGACUGGACAACCAAGCGCACCCCUGACCUCUACCAAGCUUUGGACGAGAACAAUGGAGGAGGAGGGGGAGGAGGGGCCAGGGUGGAGGUUGGAGGAGGAGUCACUGGUCCCGGAUGUGAGGGGGAGGAGUCCAACACCGAAGGGCGAGGAAAACUGUCAGAACCUCUUCCCGUCAGGCUGGAGGCUCUGGUGGGAAAAGGCCGCUUCGCCGAAGUUUGGAGGGGGCGUCUGCUGAAAGGCAAGAGGGGCGGGGCUAAGAGUGAUGACACUGUGGCGGUGAAGGUGUUUCCUGCCGUAGAGUACGCGUCCUGGAGAAACGAAUGGUUCAUCUUCUCUGACCCCAAACUGGAGCACGAGAACGUGGUUCGAUUCCUGGCAGCUGAGGAAAGGGGUCCGCCCGGCCACACCCACAGGAAGUACUGGCUGGUGUUGGCCUAUCACAGCCUUGGGAACCUGCAGGACUUCCUCACAGCAAACACAUUGAGCUGGGCGGAGCUUGUUGCCAUGGCUGGGAGCGUCGCUAAAGGGUUAGCUCAUCUCCAUAGCGACAGAACACCUAGCGGCGUACACAAGGUUCCGGUCGCUCAUCGGGACCUGAAGAGCAGUAACAUCGUAAUGAAGAGCAGGACGGAGUGUGCACUCUGCGACUUUGGUUUGGCGUUGAGACUGGACGUGUCCCUCACUGUGGACGACUACGCUAACAGUGGACAGGUGGGGACAGCUCGCUACAUGGCUCCUGAGGUGCUGGAGUCCAGGGUGAACCUGGAGGACCUGGAGGCCUUCAAACAGAUGGACGUCUACUCCAUGUCCCUGGUCCUGUGGGAGAUGUCCUCCCGCUGUCUCGCCAUCGGCAAGGUGGAGAGCUACGAGCCGGCAUUUGGCUCAAAGGUUUGUGAGCAGCCGUGUGUGGACAGCAUGAGAGACCUGGUGCUGAGGGACAGAGGACGACCAGAGAUUCCCUCAGCGUGGACGCAGCAUCAGGGAAUGUCCACCUUCUGCUCCACCAUCACUGAGUGCUGGGAUCACGACCCCGAGGCCAGACUGACGGCUCACUGUGUGGUGGAGCGCUUCAACGUUCUGCAGGAGGAGGAGCCACAGGAGGAGGAGGAGGAGGAGCCUAGAGCAGAUGCUGUCAGGUCUGGGGACGAAGAGACACCAAAGGACUCAGACAUGUCACACAGAGACACUGCUGCUUCCUCACCGUCCUCUUCCUCCCUCCAGGUCCCUCGACCAAACAGCACAGAAGAAUCCUGUGAUCCCCCAGACCACACGGACUCUGUGGUGUGAGACUCACCUGUCCUCAGACUCACCUGACCUCUGACUCACCUGUCCUCUGACUCACCUGACCUCUGACUCACCUGUCCU
Messenger RNA from Solea solea (common sole), 2041 nucleotides. RefSeq names its product transforming growth factor beta receptor-like (gene tgfbr2l). Gene Ontology annotation, molecular function: activin receptor activity; transforming growth factor beta receptor activity, type II; activin binding. Gene Ontology annotation, biological process: cellular response to growth factor stimulus; protein phosphorylation; transforming growth factor beta receptor signaling pathway. The transcript is spliced from 8 exons. Lineage: Eukaryota; Metazoa; Chordata; Actinopteri; Pleuronectiformes; Soleidae. Bases 113 to 1963 code for a protein of 616 amino acids. The record is from RefSeq and is a predicted model, not a curated record. Gene Ontology annotation, cellular component: plasma membrane; signaling receptor complex.